AUGACGGACAGGAGAAAGAAAUCUUGGGGCACAUUUAAGAACGAGAUGAAAGCCAAGAGGAGUAAACCUGGAGAUGGCGGUGCGAAGAAAAACGAAAAAGGCAACAUUCUUGAAAGACAAGAAUUGGUAGUGCAGAGACUGAGCUCAGAAGUAUCCGACAAAGCCUACUAGGGUAGGGCCCCGCAAGUUCGUGCAGUACAAUGAGGAGGAAAUCUCCACUGAAGGGAUCAAAGCACCUUGCGAGAAACAUUUCUCACCCUCAUUGGAACACAAAGGAUUGUCCUGUGAUGUUUUGGCCGGUGACCAGGGGCCAUCUUGUCACUCAAAGAAGCACAUUCCUGAUUUAAAGGUGAUCCUUGUACGAUUUAUCAAGUCAUCGAGCACACCAGACAGCAGGCCGAUUGCAAACGACUACGAAUCGAGUUCAUCUAGACAGCAAUACUUUAGUGAACCUGUAACACCCCCGCAACGAAACCGGCAGGACCCAAACAAGGCACAAAGCACUGGUUCACCAAAUGUGAAACAUGUAAUUCCCAAGAGUUUGUCCAUUUCGCAUAUGAUGAAGCUUGGGAAGCUUGCCAAGCCAAAUGAAUCAGUUUCUGUACAGGAUGUUUAUUCAUUUGACUUGGAGAAUAUCGCCUGGUCUCUUCUCCCUCAAAAGGUAGAGUUUGUAAUUGAAGAAGAUGUGCUGUGAAGGGGAGGAUUUAGGCAAGCCUUCAAGGCAAGAAGUUGCUCCACAACCUUCAACACCUCUAUUUGGGUAGUAAAGAAGUUUUUACCGUAAACUGUCAAGGGGAUAACCAAAGAUAUCAAGAUAACAAUUAAAGAACACCCAAGGAAAGUCGUGCAAAUGCACGCCCUGGCAAAAAACAUUGCUGAGCAACUUGGCAAAAAAGUCCAGGAACUUAAUGUUUCAAAGGAGUUUGGGGAAACUUUAAAGUAUAGAGGCAUUCACCUUGCCAAACUAGACAGUGACUGUUUGACUCUGGAGGAGUUUAAUGAAGGGAAAUUUGAGAAAUACAUUAACAAUACAGGUGAAGUCUGUAUGCCAAAUGAUCAUGUCAUCGGGCAAAAGGCACAAUGCUUGCCACACUUCUCUUAUGAAAUUUCAAAUUCACAACUCCUGGUAGUUGACCUACAAGGCAGUGGACACAUGUUGUAUGACCCCGAAAUUGCUACCACGCAAACGUUUGACAGUGAUAAUGAAUUUCUCUUUUGUGCAGGAAACCUCAAUAUUCUUGCAAUAUCUGCUUUUGUAAAGGCGCAUGCUUGCAAUCGAUUUUGUCGCUUACUUGGUUUAAAGCAGCUUGAGCAAGAAUGUAAAACUUAA
Messenger RNA from Porites evermanni, 1330 nucleotides. The record is from the annotation of a GenBank genome assembly. Lineage: Eukaryota; Metazoa; Cnidaria; Anthozoa; Scleractinia; Poritidae.